AUGUUUGUUAAAGUUAGUCAGAGCGAGAAGCAGUUUAUACGCGCUACAGCAGAUCUGCCUCAGGAUGAUCUUGUGUCGGUAUGCGUAGAUGUCGUUGAGCAAACCGUAAUCGACACUUCGGAACUUGAAGUUGCAACAGUAGCAUAUAUGAUCAUUUUUGGUUCAACAGCAAAUAACCUUGUCGAUGGCAUGAGCAACGGUGCUGCGUUUGCAGAUUCAUUUUCUAGAGGACUUUCAAUUGGAAUCGCUGUGAUUGCGCAACAACUGCCACAAGAAAUUGGAACGUUGGCAAUUUUGAUUAAAUCUGGCCUUGGGUUAAAACGGACUUUACUGCUUGCGUUGAUCCCCAAUUCAUUUAGCUUCGUCGGUUUCUUUCUUGGUGUAAUGUUAGGCGAGUCAGGAGACACUUAUCAAACAUACAUUUUCUCAGUUUCUUCAGGAAUGUAUUUAUAUAUUUUUUUAGGCACUUUGGUACCAGAAAUCCGUGACUCUGUUAACGAAAUGAUUAGGACGGACUUCAGAGAAAGUGUUAUAACAACGAUCGCACAGACCAUUGGCAUCGCAGUUGGCGUAUCUUUUAUGCUACUGAUGUCUAUUUAUGGCAAACGCAUUUAUGUUUGA
Molecule: messenger RNA, 621 nt
Organism: Enterobius vermicularis (human pinworm)
Lineage: Eukaryota; Metazoa; Nematoda; Chromadorea; Rhabditida; Oxyuridae
Source: the annotation of a GenBank genome assembly